CAUUUUAGCAGCUCCCUCCAGUCGAGGUCGGGGUAUGGUCGCAGGAGGAAGUUGCUGGGCAGGUCUCAGCAGCAUCUGUGCAGAGGGUUAGAAGAGGAGGGUUUACGUCGUGAAACCCAAACAGAACAUCAGGGUCGAAGUCUGACGAGAGUUCACCCCGUUCGUCAGGAGCUGGACGUUCACAGCCCUCCGAUUGUGGGAGGAGAAGGAAUUGUUUCUCUGGUUUGUCUGAGGGUUUCAAUUUCAAAGACUGGUGUGACUGGAAAAGUGCCGGGAUGCAAGUGCACCUGAGUGAGAGUGUUCCAGGGAACUGACUGUGGAAACAGCUUUCGCUAGUUACCCAGACUGAACAGACAUUGCUUCGUUUAAAGCAGGAGAAACUGCACAUGUGUUCAGUGUCUGGAUAAGGAUUGAACUAAACCUUCAGUCUGGAGGGACACAAAGAAACUGGCACCAUGGAGAAACCAUGGAAAUGUGUGGAGUGUGGAAAAGGAUUCAGAUUUCCAUCCUGUCUGGAGGUUCACUGGCGCAAACACACCGGGGAGAAACCAUUCGCUUGUUUUGAUUGUGGGAAGAUAUUCACUCAGUUAUCCAACUUAAAUCAACACCAGAGAACUCACACCGGAGAGAAACCAUUUCCCUGCCUUGAGUGCGGGAAGAGAUUCACUCAGUUAUCCAACUUAAAUCAACACGUGAGAACUCACACUGGUGAAAAACCUUUUAUCUGCCCUGAAUGCAAGAAGGGAUUCACUCAGUUAUCUAACUUAAAUCAACACCUGAGGACUCACACUGGUGAAAAACCAUUUAUCUGCAUUGAGUGUGGGAAGAGUUUCACUCAAUUAUCCCACUUACAUCAACACCAGAGAACUCAUGCUGGAGAAAAUCUGUUCACCUACACUGAGCAUUGGAAGACGCUCACUCAGUUAUCCCACUUAGAUUCACACCAUGGAGCUCUCGCAGUAGAAAAACUGUUUACCUGCUCUGAAUGUGGGAAGGGAUUUGCUGAUUCAUCCACUUUGCAAGUACACCAGCGAACUCAUACAGGAGAGAAACCAUUCACCUGCUUCGUGUGCGAGAAGAGUUUCACUCAAUUAUCCCACUUAAAUCAACACCAGAGAACUCACACUGGAGAGAAACCAUUUUCCUGCCCUGAGUGCAGGAAGAGAUUCGCUCAGUUAUCUCACUUGACUCAACACCAGAGGAUUCACACUGGUGAAAAACCAUUUAGCUGCCCUGAAUGCAAGAAGCGAUUCACUCAGUUAGCAAACUUACACCAACACCAGAGAACUCACACUGGAGAAAAACCAUUCAUCUGCCCCGAGUGCGGUAAGAAAUUCACUCAGUUAUCCAACCUGCAAUCGCACCGGGGAACUCACACUGGAGUGAAAGCGUUCGUCUGCUCUGACUGCGGGAAGGGAUUUGCUCAGUCAUCCACCUUGCGUGUACACCAGCGAACUCACACCGGAGAAAAACCGUUCACUUGCCUUAAGUGCGGGAAGAGUUUCACCCAGUUAUCCAACUUACAGCAACACCAGAGGACUCACUGUAAGCCGCGCACUGUCAGGAAGGCGAGAUCACAUCCAGAGUGAGAGGGAGUCUGAGGACGAGAAGAGGAGGGCUCACAUCGGGGGAAACCCAAAAGAAACGUCAGGUGAAGAUCUGACCAGAGUCACUCCAUUCAUCAGGUGCUGA
Molecule: messenger RNA, 1692 nt
Organism: Hemiscyllium ocellatum (epaulette shark)
Lineage: Eukaryota; Metazoa; Chordata; Chondrichthyes; Orectolobiformes; Hemiscylliidae
Product: zinc finger protein 239-like
Exons: 3
Coding region: 456-1589 (377 amino acids)
Biological process (GO): regulation of transcription by RNA polymerase II
Cellular component (GO): nucleus
Molecular function (GO): DNA-binding transcription activator activity, RNA polymerase II-specific; RNA polymerase II cis-regulatory region sequence-specific DNA binding
Source: RefSeq, a predicted model, not a curated record